AUGUCACCACUAUCUGAUCCGACCUUUUCCAAUUACGAUCAACAGCAAGCCCAGCAAUAUGCCGAGUCUCGUCUAUCCUACCCGGAACGAUUAUACAACACUAUCAUUGACUAUCAUAUCAAGUCCCGAGGCCAAAGCAAUAUUCUAGUAGAUGUUGGUUGUGGGCCUGGAAAUGCUACGCGCGAUAUGGCUACGUGGUUCGAUCAUGCGGUAGGUCUAGACCCGAGCGUGGAAAUGAUCAACACAGCUAUGAAAUAUGGUAGCUACACGAAGAGUGGACAGGAGUUAAGAUAUGCGGUUUAUACUGCUGAUCAACUGUCACAUGGUGUCCAGGAAGUAUUGCCGAUUGUCAAGGAGUUGGGAGGUGUGGACUUGUUGGCGGCGGCGAUGGCACCAAUUAAUUCGGCAACCCCAGAUCCGUCGACCGCCAAUGCAGAUGCGGUCCAGAAGGUCCUUUUCGAACUAGAGCGCGAGAUCCUCUCACCAUACGAACUACCCUCGAAUCGACUGUCGCGAGACCUAUAUGAAAACCUGAUUCUUCCAUGGGACUUGGACGACGAAAGUUUGGCGUCCGAGUUUCCGGCCUCGCAAUUCCAGCGCCUGGAGUGGGAUCGCGAUGGCAUUCUCACGGAUGGCGAUCAGUUCUUCAACUUCUCUGACGAGACGACGUUAGAAGGACUAGAGACUGAUCUAGGAACAGCGAGCAUGGUUACAAGAUGGAGGGAGGCCCACCCGGAACUGGCGAAUACAGAAAACGACUGUGUCAAGCAGACUAUGGCAAAGCUGCGUUUGGCAUUAGGGGUGGGAGGUACGGAGAAUCCGACUAUAACAGUUGGAAAUGGAACGGUGAUCUUGCUCUUCAAACGAAAAUGCGUGUAG
Messenger RNA from Penicillium atrosanguineum, 879 nucleotides. RefSeq names its product class I SAM-dependent methyltransferase. The record is from RefSeq and is a predicted model, not a curated record. The coding region runs from base 1 to 879 and encodes 292 amino acids. The transcript has 2 exons. NCBI's taxonomy places the organism in Eukaryota, Fungi, Ascomycota, Eurotiomycetes, Eurotiales, Aspergillaceae.